ACCAAACCUCCUAGAAAGCUCCAAACAACACCUGAAACAUCUUCAACAACACAAUAAAACUCACUCCCAAGUCCCAAUAGCUUCACAAACAAAGAGCAAACAUAUUACUUCUUUUAACCCAGCUAGCUACUCACUCAUAACAAUAAUAAUAAGAAAAAUAACAUACAUACAUGGCUAGAUACUAUAAUGACCAAUAUUACUUCUCGGAAUAUUUCUCUUUCCCACUUCACCUAUGCUUCUUCAUGUUCAUACUCUUCUUUCUGUUGGCCUUUUCUUGGUACAUAAACUAUGAGUCCAAGUUUGAGGACUUGUUUGUUCAGGUCAAGAUCUUGCUAGCACUUGUUCCGCUAAUCUUGUUGCUUAUUGUACACUGCCUCUCCUCCGAGUCGUUUCCGAUUCCUUUGCCGGAGGAGAGGGAGUCGUUGCACCGUGCCGGAGGGUCACCGUGGGGAGUGGCACUCUUGCUUGUGUUCCUCUUCUUCAUGAUGGCUUACCAGUCUUCUUUUCAUGAACGCUGGUUCCCCUUGGUUACUAGAUGAUUUUAGUUGCGCGGGUCAACUUUUUUAUUUUUUAAUAUUGAAUUGAUUUAUUCUUUUUUAUUAUGAAAUAAGUCUCGUACUUUAUUUUAUAACAAGGGAGAAUAAAUUAAUUCAUUAUUAACGAAAAAAGUCAAUAUACUUUUUUUGUUUUGAGAAGAGGCAAUUAUAUAGAGAGAGUGAAGUUAGUUUUAUUUUAGUAUUUAAAAAGAAAAAUAAUGUUAUAUAUAUAUAUAUAUAUAUAUAUAUAUAAAAUAGUAGUAAAGUCGAAAGUCUUAGUGGAGAGAGAAGAACAAAUUGUUUUGCUCCGUUCACUACACACCAAAUACCGUGUUAUAUUUCCUGUAAUAUAUAAUAGAGUUUCUCGACGUAUAAUUAUACUUAUCAAUA
Molecule: messenger RNA, 926 nt
Organism: Arachis stenosperma
Lineage: Eukaryota; Viridiplantae; Streptophyta; Magnoliopsida; Fabales; Fabaceae
Exons: 1
Coding region: 171-539 (122 amino acids)
Source: RefSeq, a predicted model, not a curated record